AUGCUUGGAUUGGCUUGGGCAUUUCUACCAGAUAGAAGUGAUCUUAGAGAAGGUCUUAUUUUUGUGGGUCUUGCCCGGUGUAUAGCAAUGGUUUUAAUUUGGAAUGGAUUAUCAGGAGGUGAUAGUCAAUACUGUGCCAUUUUAGUUUCCAUCAACUCUAUUCUUCAAAUGAUUUUGUAUGCUCCUUACGCCAUUUUUAUGAUUAAAAUCAUCAGUAAAUCAAAUACUGAUGUGAUACUUUCAUAUUCUCAAAUUGCCAAAAGUGUGGGUGUUUUUUUGGGGAUUCCCCUUGGUGGGGGUAUUAUAACUCGGUUCGGGUUGAGACCGUUAAUUGGUGCUCACAAAUAUGAUAAUGUGCUUAUGAGGUGGAUGGGCUCACUUUCUUUAAUUGGUCUUCUUUUUACCAUUUUGAUUCUUUUCGCAUCUCAAGGCAAGCGUGUAGUUCAGCAAAUUGUUUCGGUUCUCAGAGUGGCUGCCCCUAUGGUGUGUUACUUUAUUUUAGUUUUUUUUUCAACAUUGGCUAUUACUCUCAAACUUGGGUUUGGAUAUAAACUGUCAAUAACUCAAAGCUUCACAGCAUCAAGUAAUAACUUUGAGUUGGCAAUAGCUAUUGCUGUCGCCACUUUUGGUCAUAAUAGUAACCAAGCCUUAGCUGCAACAGUGGGCCCUUUAAUUGAAGUUCCAGUACUGUUAGCUUUUGUAUAUAUUGUUAACUUUUUACACAACAAAAUGAAUUGGAAAUGA
Molecule: messenger RNA, 744 nt
Organism: Magnusiomyces paraingens
Lineage: Eukaryota; Fungi; Ascomycota; Dipodascomycetes; Dipodascales; Dipodascaceae
Exons: 2
Coding region: 1-744 (247 amino acids)
Biological process (GO): antimonite transmembrane transport; arsenite transport
Cellular component (GO): plasma membrane
Molecular function (GO): antiporter activity; antimonite transmembrane transporter activity; arsenite transmembrane transporter activity
Source: RefSeq, a predicted model, not a curated record